UCGUCAGAAGCAGACUUCAAAUAAAUAUAAAUAAAAAGAAAAAGCCAAAAAAAGAAAAAGCAAAAAAGAAGAAGAAAACACCAUCACUACACAUCACACUUUUCUCACAUAAGGGCCUCUGCUUUUUCUUCUUCAUCUUUGAUGAGCUCUUUGAUUUUGACUUAGCUUCACUCUUCUCAGAUCAGGAUAGUCUGUCGUGCCGUGUUAGCUGUACUGAUAUUCUUGUAGUUGUAGCUUUGGAGUCAACCAUGUGAUGAAGAUUGUACCCAGGCCUUCUUAAUAUACCUGCUUAUUCAAAACAUCGCCAGAUUCAACUCUUUUUGCUACAAACAUGUCUGCGUUACCGAAAAGUGAUUCUAUCCAAAUUAGAGAGGUAUGGAGCGAUAAUCUUGAGGAGGAAUUUGCUUUGAUCCGUGAAAUUGUGGAUGCCUAUCCUUACAUUGCCAUGGACACUGAGUUCCCUGGGGUGGUGCUUCGCCCUGUUGGCAAUUUCAAGCAUAUCAAUGAGUAUAACUAUCAGACCUUGAAGGAUAAUGUUGAUAUGUUGAAGUUGAUUCAGUUGGGUCUCACAUUUUCCGACGAAAAUGGAAACUUACCUAUUUGUGGGAGCGAGCGUUAUUGCAUUUGGCAAUUCAACUUCCGUGAAUUUGACACAAGUGCAGAUAUAUUUGCAAAUGAUUCAAUUGAAUUGCUGAUGCAAUCUGGGAUUGAUUUCAAGAAGAACAAUGAAAUGGGAAUUGAUGCAAAACGGUUUGGUGAGCUCUUGAUGUCUUCUGGAAUUGUUUUGAAUGAUGGGGUCCAUUGGGUGACAUUUCACAGUGGGUAUGAUUUUGGAUACUUGCUCAAGCUAUUAACAUGUAGGACUUUGCCGGAAACACAAGCAGGGUUCUUUGAUUUGCUUAACGUGUACUUUCCACUGGUUUAUGAUAUCAAACACCUGAUGAAGUUCUGUAAUAGCCUUCAUGGUGGCUUGAACAAGCUGGCGGAACUGUUGGAACUCGAGAGAAUCGGUAUUUGUCAUCAGGCAGGGUCAGAUAGCUUACUAACCUCGUGUGCCUUCAAGAAGUUAAAAGAUAACUUCUUUAAUGGCGCUACUGAGAAGUAUGCUGGGGUCCUGUAUGGUCUCGGUGUUGAGUAUGGAUCUGAUAAUAAAUAGACUGACUUUGUGUACUUACUGGAAAAUAAAAUAGAGAAGGGGUUCAGUGUAUGUCGAGCUGGGUAGGUUAUGUAUCAUGUGUCUGUAAGAAAUUAAUUGUGAUAAAGUAUUUGUAAGACAGUUUGGACUUUCACUGAGGGUACUCAGUUUCUAAUCCAUUGUUUAUUCAGCUUUGAGCA
Nicotiana tabacum (common tobacco) is the source of this 1335-nucleotide messenger RNA. Its product is annotated as putative CCR4-associated factor 1 homolog 7. The record is from RefSeq and is a predicted model, not a curated record. Gene Ontology annotation, cellular component: CCR4-NOT complex. Gene Ontology annotation, molecular function: poly(A)-specific ribonuclease activity; nucleic acid binding. NCBI's taxonomy places the organism in Eukaryota, Viridiplantae, Streptophyta, Magnoliopsida, Solanales, Solanaceae.